This is a messenger RNA of Helicoverpa zea (corn earworm), 1102 nucleotides long. RefSeq names its product 39S ribosomal protein L28, mitochondrial (gene mRpL28). NCBI's taxonomy places the organism in Eukaryota, Metazoa, Arthropoda, Insecta, Lepidoptera, Noctuidae. Gene Ontology annotation, molecular function: structural constituent of ribosome. Bases 141 to 986 code for a protein of 281 amino acids. The record is from RefSeq and is a predicted model, not a curated record. The transcript has 5 exons. Gene Ontology annotation, cellular component: mitochondrial large ribosomal subunit.
UGUUCUGUCAAGUGUCAACUUUUUACCAUUGUCAAAUGAAAAAUUUGUCAAUCUAAAAGAAUUGGCCAAGUAAAAUAAAAAUUUAUUUGUUAGCUAUCACAAAUUCAUAAUUUUAUUGUUUUUAUUUACAAAAUAAUUCAAUGGCGUCAAGAAUUCAGGCUACAGCUCGUCAACUCUCAAAAACAUUUAAAAGAAAGAGUAGGUUUGAUAUAGGUAUCGCCUCUGAACUACCAGUAGCUUAUAAAAAGUUCUGGCGUGAAUGGAAGAUACUGAAACCAGCUGCAGUGCACUACAUACCUCAGGAAGGGAAAUGGAAGCGUGACGACCUCACUGGGGAGAUACUUCCGAUACAAAACGUCCCUCUUCCCCUUAAAUAUCCGGCGGAAAUUAAUGAGGGGUUGUGGGGUGGCGAGGCUGUGGUAAAAGGAUUCCAAAAACGUGACCCUCGACGACGCAGGGUCCCUCACUAUUGGGUUCCUGUAUUGAAGAGGACUGUGGUGAAAUCGGAGAUCCUGAACACCCAUUUGUCAGUGACAGUAACUGACCGUACCAUCAGCUUGAUCAAUGAUCAUUAUGGUUUUGAUCACUAUUUACUGAAGACGCCUGCAUGUGACCUAGUGUCCAUGUUAGCAUUGAAGCUCAAGAAACAGAUUCUGAUUGAGUUGAUGAAUGGAUGCCCCCGGUAUGCACAUGACCCUCAAAGACAGAAAGAGGUUUAUGAGGAAUAUAAAACAUAUUUAUCAUCGUACACCCCUGAAGAGAUUGAAUGGUAUGGCUUGUCAUGGUACGAGGCUCUAUGCAAGCUUGCUAAACAGAAGGAGGCAGCCAACAAGCCCGUCCCUUUAAAAAACAUGUACAGAAAGAAUCUAGUUGAAAAACUAAAAGCAGCGGGAAUCGAUUCAACUAAGACUUCGCCUGAAGAAAUAUCGAAUACAACUUCAUGGUUAUCCAAGAUGAAUCCUUUUGGUAAAAAAGAUGAAGCUUAAUAAUGUACAUACGUAUGACGAUUAUUCAAAUUGUUGUGUUUUUAGCAAAGUUACAUUUCAAGUAGAUGUGUUUACCAGAGAUAGUCUUUAAUUUAGAAUAAAUAGGUGUUACAAAA